This is a messenger RNA of Polychytrium aggregatum, 342 nucleotides long. RefSeq names its product Spt4/RpoE2 zinc finger-domain-containing protein. The record is from RefSeq and is a predicted model, not a curated record. The transcript has a single exon. Bases 1 to 342 code for a protein of 113 amino acids. NCBI's taxonomy places the organism in Eukaryota, Fungi, Chytridiomycota, Chytridiomycetes, Polychytriales. Gene Ontology annotation, cellular component: DSIF complex; nucleus. Gene Ontology annotation, molecular function: zinc ion binding; RNA polymerase II complex binding. Gene Ontology annotation, biological process: regulation of transcription elongation by RNA polymerase II; positive regulation of DNA-templated transcription, elongation; mRNA processing.
AUGUCCGAUGACACACCGAGAGACCGACGGCGCCAGCGUGCCUGCCUGUUAUGUGGUCUGAUCAAAUCCACCAGCCAAUUCCAGAACGACGGCUGCGACAACUGCUACGUUUGGGUCAAGACCGACGUAUCCUACUUUGAGUACACCUCCGCAAAGUUUGAUGGGGCCAUCGCCAUGCUGGAGCCCGACUCAUCUUGGGUAGCCCGCUGGCAGCGCAUCGACAAGUUCUGCAGCGGCAUUUAUGCCAUCCGAGUAUCUGGCCGCAUCUCCAAAAACCUGGAAGAUCGCCUGGCUGAUGAAGGCUUCAAGUAUCGUCCGCGCGACGGAUCGGCGCAAGAAUAG